GCCCCACGCAGGGUCCCGUGCGCCCGGCCCGGCGAGGAGACCCCUGGCACCAUGGCCUCGCUGCUGGCAGCUUACCCGUGGGCCGAAGGCCUCGAGUGUCCGGCCCUGGACGCCGACCUGUCGGACGGGCUGUCGCCCCCCGCCGCCCCACGCCCGCCGGGGGACAAGAGCUCUGAGAGUCGCAUCCGGAGACCCAUGAACGCCUUCAUGGUUUGGGCCAAGGACGAGAGGAAACGUCUGGCGGUGCAGAACCCGGACCUGCACAACGCCGAGCUCAGCAAGAUGCUGGGAAAGUCAUGGAAGGCGCUGACGCUGUCCCAGAAGCGGCCGUACGUGGAGGAGGCGGAGCGCCUGCGGCUGCAGCACAUGCAGGACCACCCCAACUACAAGUACCGGCCGCGCCGCAAGAAGCAGGCCAAGCGUCUGGGCAAGCGCACCGAGCCCGGCUUCCUCCUGAGCUCCCUGUCCCGGGACCAGAACGCCCUGCCAGACAAGCGGGGCGGCGGCCGGGGGCCGCUGGGGGACGAGGAGGACAGGGGUGAGUACUCCCCGGGGGCAGCACUGCCCAGUCUCCGUGGCUGCUACCACGAGGCUGCCGCAGGUGCCGGAGGUGGGGGCACCCCAGGCAGCGUGGACGCCUACCCUUAUGGGCUGCCCACACCCCCUGAGAUGUCUCCGCUGGACAUGCUGGAGCCAGAGCCGGCCUUCUUCUCUGCCCCCUGCCAGGAGGAGCACGCAGCCCCCCGCCGACUCCCCCACCUGCCUGCACCCCAUUACUCACCAGAGUUUGCUCCCAGCCCCCGCCACUGUGGCCACGCCCUGGCCCCCCUGGGGCUCGGCCAGACCCCCAGCGUCUCUCUCAUGUCCACUGUGCCUGGCUGUCCCCCUUCUCCCGCCUAUUACUCCCCCGCCACCUACCACCCUCUACAGUCCAACCUGCACGCCCCUCUGGGCCAGCUAUCACCCCCGCCUGAGCACCCUGGCUUCGACGCCCUGGACCAGCUGAGUCAGGCUGAGCUCCUGGGGGACAUGGACCGCAAUGAGUUUGACCAGUAUUUGAACACUCCCGGCCACCCGGAUUCUGUCGCGGGGACCGUGGCCCUCAGUGGGCCUGUGUCAGGGGGCCCCGCGGAGACCAGCCUCAUCUCGGUGCUGGCCGAUGCCACAGCCACGUACUAUAACAGCUACAGCGUGUCCUAGAGCCAGUGGCCGGCCUGCCCUUGCCUUCCGGCUCACCGAGCAGCGGGGACCCUGGUGGACAGGUCUGAACUGCUCCCUCCCGCCCGCUCCCUGGAACUUGAGGCCUCGAGUAUCUUCCUUCAGAUGAGUUU
Messenger RNA from Sorex fumeus (smoky shrew), 1331 nucleotides. RefSeq names its product SRY-box transcription factor 7 (gene SOX7). Bases 52 to 1200 code for a protein of 382 amino acids. NCBI's taxonomy places the organism in Eukaryota, Metazoa, Chordata, Mammalia, Eulipotyphla, Soricidae. Gene Ontology annotation, biological process: anatomical structure morphogenesis; regulation of DNA-templated transcription; cell differentiation. The record is from RefSeq and is a predicted model, not a curated record. The transcript has 2 exons. Gene Ontology annotation, molecular function: RNA polymerase II cis-regulatory region sequence-specific DNA binding; DNA-binding transcription factor activity, RNA polymerase II-specific.